AUGGCAGCAAGUAGCCUCCGUUGCAUUGCAUUUACUUAUACGCAAAUUGAACCAGAAAAAGUUCAAUGCAACGAAGAUGAUUUGACAUUGCUUGGGAUUGUUGGCCUAAAGGAUCCCUGUAGACCAGGUGCAAAAAAGGCUAUCGAAUCUUGCAGAAUGGCUGGGGUGCAAAUCAAGAUGAUCACAGGAGAUAAUGUGUUUAUAGCAAGGGCCAUAGCCACAGAAUGUGGGCUACUUUCAUCUGAUCAAGAACAUGGUGUUGGCGAAGUUAUAGAAGGCUCCGAGUUCAGAAACUACACACCAGAUGAGAGAAUUCUCAAGGUCAAUAACAUUCUUAUAAUGGCGAGAUCGUUCCCAAUGGACAAGCUUAUGAUGGUACACUACUUGAAACAGAAAGGUCAUGUGGUAGCAGUAACCGGAGAUGGAACAAAUGAUGCACCAGCACUAAAAGAAGCUGAUGUAGGCCUUUCCAUGGGAAUUCAAGGCACUGAAGUAGCCAAAGAAAGCUUAGAUAUCGUUAUCUUGGACGAUGAUUUUGCAUCUGUGGCAACCGUAUUCAAAUGGGGUCGAUGCGUUUAUAACAAUAUCCAAAAAUUUAUUCAAUUUCAACUCACCGUCAAUGUUGCAGCCCUUGUUAUCAAUUUCAUUGCAGCAGUUUCUGCUGGUGAUGUUCCUCUAACCACGGUGCAACUUCUGUGGGUGAACCUCAUAAUGGACACAAUGGGGGCUCUUGCACUUGCGACAGAAAGACCAACAGAUGAGCUUAUGCAUAAACCCUCGGUAGGUCGAACUGAGCCUCUAAUCACAAAGAUUAUGUGGAGAAACCUCUUGGCAUAG
Molecule: messenger RNA, 837 nt
Organism: Fraxinus pennsylvanica
Lineage: Eukaryota; Viridiplantae; Streptophyta; Magnoliopsida; Lamiales; Oleaceae
Source: the annotation of a GenBank genome assembly